Molecule: messenger RNA, 1203 nt
Organism: Closterium sp. NIES-65
Lineage: Eukaryota; Viridiplantae; Streptophyta; Zygnematophyceae; Desmidiales; Closteriaceae
Source: the annotation of a GenBank genome assembly
AUGUCCCCAGCAGCCAACCAUAUCCUCUUGUCACGUGGCCAUGGAGCAUUGCAGCCUCACAGGCCCCAUCCCCCGUCUCUAGGCACCCUCAACCUCCUCGGCCAUGGAGCAUUGCAACUCUCAGGCCCCAUCCCGCCCUCUCUAGGCAUGCUCAACCUCCUCGUUGAGAUCUUCCUCGACGGAAACCACCUCUUUGGCCGCAUCCCACCGCUUGCCAACCGCAUUCCCUCUUGCCUGCCAUUCUCUCCCCUCUCCUCCCCCCCCCUCCCCCCAUUCCGCUCUGUCAGAGAGCAUGGAGCACUGCAAUCUCACGGGCCAAAUCCCACCUCUAGAGUCCCUAACAAGCUCUAUCUCAACCGCAACCGCCUCACCGGGAGCAUCCCGGCACAGCUGUGCUACCUUUCAUACGCAUACGAGCUCAACCUGGGCAGUCUAGAGUCCCUCAACAAGCUCUUUCUCAACCGCAACCGCCUCACUGGGAGCAUCCCGGCACAGCUGUGCCACCUGCACUAUAUCUAUGACCUUAACCUGGCGACGUCCUCACAACCACCUCACGGGCCCACUCCCUCCGAUCGCGACUCACCGCUUUCUCUGCUCUUCCUUCUCCUUCCCGCCCCUCCCAACGGCAACAGCGACGUCUCCCACAACCACCUCACGGGCAAACUCCCUCCCAUUCCAAAGAAUCCAAUCUCCGAUCUUUAUGCAGGUUCUCCCUCCUCUACCGCCUCCCCGUCUCCCUCCUCUGCUCCCUCUGCUCCCCCCUCUGCUCCCCCCUCUGCUCCCCCCUCUGCUCCCCCCUCUGCUCCCCCCUCUGCUCCCCCCUUCUGUCCCCCUCUGCUCCCCGCUCUGCUACCUCUUCUCCCUCCUCUUCACCCCCCUCAUCUCCUCCCUCUGCUCCCUCUGCUCCCCCCUCUGCCCCCUCCUCCGCUCCCCCAUCAAGCAGCCUGCUCCUGCCUCCUCCUCUGCUCCUGCCUCCUCUUCCCCUGCCGCUCCCUCCUCUGCUCCUCUUCUGCUCCCUCCUCUUCGCCCUCCCCUACUCCCGCUUCCUUUUCUGGCCCCACUCCUCCAUCCACAUCAGCACCGUCCACGUCAGCACCGUCCACAUCAGCACCGUGCCUGCCUCUCAGCAAAGCAGUGUACCAUCAGCCAAUGGCAUGCAGCAGCAGCAGGGAACCCCACCAGGGUCUGGCAAAGCGGCUUUAA